AUGACUGAACAUCGCACUCUGAACAAAAGACUACCUAUCCCUCCCUUACAGGAUACACUGGACAGAUUUUUAGCUAGAAUUGAACCGUUACAAGAUGAGAGACAGAACAAAAGGACGAGGAAGAUUGUGAAUUCCCCUGAAAAUAUCGAUCUUUUGACAACUCUGCAUCAAAGACUGCUAGAAUAUGAUGAAAAUUUGGCGAAAUUGAAACCUGAAUCGUCAUUCAUCGAGCAAUUUUGGUAUGAUUCAUAUUUGGAAUAUGAUGCUUCCGUGGUUUUAAAUGUGAACCCAUUUUUCCAAUUACAAGAUGACCCAACAAUAGGAACAGAAGCUGAUAUUGGAUCUGGUCCAUAUGGUGAACAUACAUUACAAAUUAAACGUACUUCCAAAUUAGUCAUCUCCAUUUUGAAAUUUAUCAAACAAAUUCGUCACAAGACCUUAAAACCAGAUAAGGUUCGUGGUGGAGCCACUUUAUCAAUGGAUCAGUACGAGAAACUAUUCGGUUCCAGUAGAAUUCCACCGGGGCCUAAUGAAGAAUCAUGCCAUUUACAAACCGACGAAACUUCACAUCAUGUGAUAAUUCUAUACAAGUCUCAAUUCUAUUGGUUUGAUGUCCUAGACGUCAAUAAUGAACCUAUUUUUGAAACCCCUGAAGAAUUAGAAUGGAACUUAUAUUCUAUCAUUAUGGAUGUGGAGAAACAAAAAAGACACCACGAUUCUAUCGAUGAAGUCCCCUUCGGUGUAUUUACCACAGAGAGUAGAAGAGUUUGGUCAAAUAUUAGAGAUUAUAUCUUUCAUGCUUCAGACGCUACUAAUUGGAAAAACUUAAAAUUGAUUGAUAGUGCCCUAUUUGUCAUUUGUCUAGAUGAUGUUGCAUUUAAUGACGAUGAAGAGGAAGAAUUAGCUAAAUCUAUGCUUUGUGGUACUUCCAAAGUGCAACUAGAUUUGAAGAAAUCAAUUGUUCCGUUGAAUAUUCAAAGCGGUACCUGUUUGAAUCGAUGGUAUGAUAAGCUACAAUUGAUCAUCACAAAGAAUGCCAAGGCUGGCUUUAAUUUUGAACAUACUGGUGUGGAUGGUCACACUGUAUUAAGACUAGCCACUGAUAUAUACACUGACUCCAUUUUAAGUUUUGCUCGUAAUAUUACCAAGAAUGUUCCAGAUAUCUUUGCAUCCAAGAAACUUUGUUCCCCUGAAGAUUGUAAAAACUUUGACCUGAAUCAUCACCACUCUCUAGAUGUUAAAUACAACGCUAAUUUAAUUACAAUCCCAAGAAAAUUGGAAUGGAAGAUUGAUAAAUUUUUAUUAUCAUCCUUACAUUUUGCUGAAACUAGAAUUUCAGAUUUAAUUUCUCAAUAUGAAUUUGUCACAUUGGAUUUUGAAAAAUACGGUGCCACACAUAUUAAAUCCAUCUUCAAAUGUUCACCAGAUGCUUUCACUCAACAAAUCUUCCAAGUGGCAUAUUAUGCUCUUUACGGUAAGUUCGAGACUACAUACGAACCAGCAAUGACCAAGAUUUUCCAGAAUGGUAGAACUGAAGCCAUCAGAUCGGUAACACCACAAUCUAAGAAAUUUGUCAAGUUUCUCUUUGAUCGAAACGCAACCGAUGAAGAUCGUCAAAAAUUCUUACAAGAAUCAUGUAAGGAACAUUCAAAAAUCACUAGAGAAUGUUCUAUGGGACUAGGGCAAGAUCGUCAUUUAUAUGCAAUGAAAUGUGUUUGGAACGAAUGGUACAAGGAUACCUUACCGCUGCCACCAAUAUAUAAUGAUAGAUCAUGGUCAUUAUUAAACACCAAUGUGCUAAGUACUUCCAAUUGUGGUAACCCAUGUUUGAAGAACUUUGGGUUUGGUCCCGUGACAGCAAAUGGGUUUGGUAUUGGUUAUGUUAUCCGUGAUAACUCCAUUUCUGUGGUGGUGUCAUCCAGACAUAGACAAACUCAUAGAUUUGUGUCUUUGAUAGAAAAAUCAUUCUUAGAGAUGGAUCACGUUUAUGGUAGAAACCCACAACCGGAAGAGAAUUAUUUAAUUGGCAUGAGAGAAAACCCAAGUCAAAUGGCCCCAACUAAAUCUGAAGACUUGAGGUUCUUGCUUUCGGGUUAUGACUACUUCGAUGUCAGUGUAUCCGGUUGA
This is a messenger RNA of Naumovozyma castellii, 2127 nucleotides long. RefSeq names its product carnitine O-acetyltransferase YAT1 (gene YAT1). The coding region runs from base 1 to 2127 and encodes 708 amino acids. Lineage: Eukaryota; Fungi; Ascomycota; Saccharomycetes; Saccharomycetales; Saccharomycetaceae. The transcript has a single exon. The record is from RefSeq and is a predicted model, not a curated record.